CUAUGGAACCUUUUACUAUUGGUUUUAAUUCCCUUUGCAAGGUUCAACUCUACAUGACUUUUAGCCUUUCUCACUUUAUCUCUACAUGUUGUGACCUCAAUAAGGUAGCUUUCCUUGCUGAUCCCUCCCAUCUUCCACUCCUUGUAUGCUUUCUGCUUUUUCUUAAUCACCUCUCUGAGAUGCUUGCUCAUCCAGCUUGGUCUACAACUCCUGCCUACGAAUUUUUUCCCCUUUCUUGGGAUGCAGGCUUCUGAUAGCUUCUGCAACUUUGACUUGAAGUAAUCCCAGGCCUCCUCUGCCUUUAGAUGCAUAAGUGCUUCAGUCCAAUCCACUUCCUAACCAAUUUCCUUAACUGUUGAAGUUAUUUCUGGCACUGAGAGAGCUGGAAGGAAGUCAGCAUUACACACGUUACUAUUUGGUCUUGGAAGGUCUGAGAACCCUCUAAACUCUUGGCUGAGAAUUGGCCCUCUCCCUUUUAUAUAAAAGCUUUUUGCUUUCCUGUUAAAUUAAUUAAGCUUCUAUUUUGUCUUCCUUGUAUCAUGUUGCCUGCCCCUAGCCUUUUCAUCAGGACAUGGGUUCAAUAAGCAUCAUUUACAAUGUCAAACUUAAGUUACUACUGUUUAUUUUCAGAAUUCAGUCUGUCUGUUCAAUUCCAUGCGUCACUGUGGAGCCAGUAGUAUUAGCCUUAAGAAGCCGAAGGAAAACAUCAGUGGGGUUAGCUAACAACCCUCACAUUAGAAUUGCUUUUAAAAAAGGUAUCCUGCUCAGUGUUUCUUCCACGUCUCCUAAUGUAAGAGAGAAGGUAUGGUCUAGUGGUAAUAGCCAGAAAAUUAGGAGUCAGGGCUCCUGCAGUUUUGGAUGUCAACUCCAUAGAGUUUGAGAGACUCAUGAGAGUUGAACAGUUGAGAGUAGAUGACUCUGGGGAGGUUUUUUAAUCUAGGUAAUUGAGGGGAGUCUGCAAAAUCAAAUGUUGCAUCUUCCUGCAGAUCCAUGCAAUCUGCCAUGGAGGUCUACACCUGAGAACCCAUUUGUUGUACUGUGACCUUUUACUGGACACCUUACUAUGUCUGAGAGGGUUGAGUGACACUGCUGUGGCUUGGGGAUAUAAAGGUUCAAGGGGGACUAAUUACUACAAUUUGACUCUGUCAGUUCCAGUUGUAGGUAGGAGUAGGAACACAUUGUUCUUUGGGAGUUGGACAGGCCCAAGAUAUUUUGUUACUGAUUCCUUUAGUCACAGCUGAAGUGUCUUCUCAACAGUUCUGGGUGUCAGCUGAUAAAGACCCUGCUCUCCAUUUCAUGCUGUUCAGUGGAUGAUCAGAGGCUAAUGAGGUUAACAUAGUCCAUUAUUUGAUUAUGGAUAAGGCGUCUGAUGUUGCAGCUGGAACCUGGUUGGAUGCUGCUGCAGUGCCAGGGUAGCCCAGAUGUCAUCCAGUGGGUACUCAGUUCAUCAUGAUGAUUGAGGAGGCAGUGUUGUCAUGUUGGAGACAGUUGAUAUUAAAUGUAGUCCUCCCACCCAAAUCCAAAUCUAAUACAGCAUGUGCAGUAUGUGGGAUGGAGUUAAAAUAGAACUGGUGCUGGCAUAGUGCCUUAGAAAUGCCUAUAGAUUAGAUGUAAAGAUCCCUCACAGCUCCAGAGUCUCUGCUUGAGCUGACCGUUCCUCUUCGCAGAAGUAACACAGAAGCUCUCCAGAAUGAUUCUCAGCCUAGCUCAAAAUUCCUUGGUUGCCAUAUACCAUGGUCCAAAUAGUUGCCAUGCGAUGUGGGGGAUCUUCAGAAUUCAGUGGGUCCUGCAGUUUCUCUCUUUAGACCACCACACUGUAUACUGACAUCCAAAUCUGUUCUCCUAUGAUCUAAUCGCAGUAAUAACCAGUAACAGUGAAAGUCGGCAUUCUCCUUUGACCAGUUCCAUGCCAUAUGCCCAUUUACAAUCUUGCCAGCAGAGGUGUAGACCAGAGAUCAAACAAGAGCUUCCCCCUUGAACUGAGCAAUGAGAAAAUGACAAAAAAACAGCUGGGAUUGAGGGCUACCUCUAAUCUCCUUUGCAGCAUCACAGGAUUCUGGGCCACAUUUAAGAGUUCAGGAUGCCUGCAGCAGAUGACUGACACCCUUUUGGAGGAAGACAUAACACAGGCAGGGGUUCAGGUGAACUGCUGAGCUGGAUGGAGAAUGGGAGUGGGGAGCACAGGAGGAAAUCCCCAAAUCCCUUUGUCUAAUAGUAAUGUAGCUAGGUGUGUCCCUUCAUUUCUAGCUACUAGUCAACAAAUAUAUGCAGACACAUGCUCAGCAUUACACCAUAGAACUGAAGAGCAAGUGAGGGCUGGGGAAUCAAACUCACAAUUUAUAUUGGCUACUGACCAUCUUCAGAAAGGUCAGUAGUCUACAAGAUAACCUCAGCAUUUGAACGUCUUGGUCUUUCUUACUCACAGAGGAUGUUAAAAAGAAGCCAGCACCCAUGUUACUGAAAGCAGCUUUCUAAACUCUGCUCAAGUGAAUGUGAAAUUGCAGUUAAUUAAAUUGGGUAUUUGAGAGCCCUCUGCUGGUGGCCACAUUGCUGAAAACAUCAGCUUGUAAAAUAUUUUCCAUAUGGCUUUAGCCAGCUGAAAACUGUUACUCUUUAAAUAUUUCGGUUAAGUACAGAAGAAAAGAACUUUUAUCCUGAGUGCUAAACAUGCACAAUGCUGCAGCAGAUAAAUAAUUACUAGCAUUCUUCAUCUUCAUAGUGCUUUAUAAACAUGAGCUAAUUAAUUUUCAUAGAACCCCUGUGAACUGUAAUAUUAGCCCCAUUUUAUUGAUGGGGAAACUGAAAUAGAAAUUAACUUGUGACCAAACCAAGGUGUCACAGCGAGUCAAUGUGAGAAAUGCAAUUACAACUAGUUUCUGGCCCCAAUCGUGUGCUUAGACCGCUAUCCCAUGGAACCUUUCACUCCAGUUAAACAGAAAUGUUUUUCUAGAUAGAGACAAGCCAAUGCUGUGUACAGAAGGACCCCUCAGAAGCUAGAUUGGCACAAGUUGGGGCUCACUACCCACCAUGAAGACUGUGGGUAGGAUUCUCACAUCUGGCUAAUCUGCAGGGCCUGUGGAGGAGAGGAAGGCAGCUUGAAGUCACUUUUUACUUCCCAAUCCAGGGGCUGACUGGGAGUUGGUUUGGUCCUUGGCAUGAUUUAGACCUGCCUAAAUUUUAUGCCAACAGUAACAGUUUCCAAGGGGCUUCAGCAACUCCUCUUUUGAUCUCCAACAUGCCGUCUACUCUGGCAAGAAGCCAAGUAGAUGGCAUAAAGCCAGCUAUGUCAGGUUUCUGAUAUACAGGGCUUCCCCCAACCCAGGAGUGAUCAAAUCUCGGGCUUUAGUUUGAUCCAUUAUAAAGAUAAGGGCUAUCUGGAAAAUUCUGAUCUGGGUUCAGAUUUUGAAAUCACCCACCACCAUAAACCCAAUUUUGGCCCUGCCCCAAGUUGGGCCCAUCUCUAAAUCUGACACAAAUACUUCUCUCAUUUGAAUAAAGCAGAAUUAGAAAGAGACCCACUCAACUGUACUGUAUAAAAAAAAAUCCAUGAUAUUGACAAGAUGCCAUGUUGUAAAGGGGACGGUUUAAAACAGCUAAAGGGAAUCUCUCCACACCACAAAUGCCCCACAGAAGUCCCCUAGAUUGGUUUGUGAACCAAAGAGGGGCAAGAAAAAAGCUAGUUAGUGUUCAUUACAUGUUGACUAAUGUAAUACAGCUAGUCCUUUCUCCUCCCCAUGUUAUUUUAUAGCUGUCAUACCUCUGUUCUUUUGCUCAUUUGCUGCCUGACCACCAUCUUUUUUUAAACAUAUGGAAUUACUUUGAUCAGAAAUACCGGGUGAGGGAUUUUUUUCAUAUCUGCAUUAGAAGGAGUGGAUCCUGCCGCAUAUCUGCUAUCAGAAUCCAUUUCAGUGGCAGAUGGCAGCACAGUUUUUGUUUUUUUUCCACGUGAUAAGGGCAAUGGCACCAUAACAUAGAAAGCAGGGGUGAAGUUACGCAUGAGCUUAGGUGACCACUAGUUUCCGCUGCCCCCACAUGCAGUGAAAUCCCUUUGCUGAUAUUAAUAAAAAGCAGCAUAACCCUUUGGAAGGUAAGAGGGUGUUUUUGGGUCAAGGGUGCCAGUUGUUAGCAUUCUAGUCUCUUUGGAGAGAUCUUUGUGUCUUGUUUCAGAGAAUGAUGGUGAGAGAAAUGGUUAGGAUAUGUGAUCUAGGAGAAAGCAACAGAGUCUUGGGAGAAACACAGGCAUUCUGGGGGGUGGGGGCAGGAAUGUACAGACUAAUUAUGCAGGAGGGAAGACAGAGAUUCUACUUUAUAAAUAUAAUCCUGUCUGCUGGCUCUGACCUGUGGCCAUGUUCACUCUUUGCUUCUGACUUAAGUUACAGUGGAAAGAUUGUUUGUUUGAAUCAGUUCUUGGUUUUUUCCCCAGCCUCGGCCUGACUUCUGGGUUUGCUUGGCUCUUGAUUCCACUUAGUGCCUCAGGGCUCUGAGUGUCCCUUAGUUAUGCUAGGGACACUAACCUGGAGUUUGUGGGGAAUAAUAAGAAUAGUUGGUGACUCCUGGCUAUAGGAACCUUCUGGGAGGAGAAUCUUGCAGCAAAGAAUCUGGACCAUUUUAAUUAGACUUCAAUUUUAACACUGGAAUGCUGUCUGCCCAAACCGGGACUUCAAACUGGGGCAUGCUGGUGAAGAACUGCUUGCUGUACAGAUGGCAUCCAGGUGAUACCCAGUUUUUUAGUCUGGAACCUGACAUCACUAGGCAUUUACUUCUGGACGAGUCCUGUCCCAGGCAUCUCUGACAUCCAACCAUUUAGUAAAAAUAUCAUGUUGAUAGAAAGGAAGUGUGUGCACCCUUUAGAAUUUGUUUUGAGGGAGUUCUCAACCAUUUUAAAUUAUCCCCUUGGUCAACUAUCUCCAUCUGAGCUGAUUACCAGAGCAACCUCCAUUCCUAUCAGAGGGUUCAGUUAUUUCACAGAAUAUACUAAUAUUAGAUGGUCCAGGUAAUCCAGAACAUUGUAUGCAAACCUCUUUCAGAAUUUUGGGGAAGUUCUGAGUGAGCAUUCAGAGCUGGAUUCAAGCUUCAUAACUUUGAUCUAUCUUUGUAAGGGAUUGAGCUGGGCUGUUCAGAUUUGGAUCCAGGCUCUCUCUCUAUUUGAUAUGCCAUCAUCUGGGGGGGAAUCUAAUAAAGGAAGAUGAUUUCUGUUAUCUUCCUGCUGAAUUUUAAGAUUUGGUGCUUUGGAAAUUUAUGUUGGCCGUUCUGUUCCUUUAUCCAUACACAAUUUCAAAGAAAUAGUCUGGUCUCCCUCCAUCCCUACUUCUAGUUUUGUCAUUACCCUUAGUAGCAAUGAAAAGGAAUGUCUACACUGUCCAUGUUACAGCGCGGCAGCGCUGUGACAUAGGCAGUGUAGACACGCUUUAUCACCGGGGGAGAGCUCUCCCAGCAAUAAUAAUAAUAAUUAAAAAAAAAACAAAAAAAAAGAACCCCACCCCGAAUGAGGGGUCGUAGCUUUAUCGCCAGGAGCACAGCUCCCGGCAAUAAAGCACUGUCUAUACUGAUGCUUUUCAGUACUACAACUUUUGUUGCUCAGGGGUGUGUUUUUUCACACCCCUGAAUGACUAAAGUUUUAGAGCUGAAAGUGGCAGUGUAGACACAGCCUACGCCUUUGUUGUAUUGAUGCAGGGUGGUUAGUCUGGUGCACAGGAAAUGUAUUGUUUUUUCAGGUCUCUUCCCUACACAAGUAUUCUUCAACUUUAUUGCUCUGAAGUCAAUUUCCUACACGUAGUACACUUUAAACAAAGCUAAAUUACAAACAAACAAGCCACCAAAAGAGAAGUCACUGUGAGUUCAUGCUAAGAUUAGAAAAGAAACUUGGAGAACAGUUCAGCUAUGUGACCUUAUUCAGGAGUUGGACACGGAACAGACUUGCUGCUAUGUUUUUCUCUACAGUUUGCAACGCACACAGAGAAGAACUUGGUCAAUCCCAAAACAAGGCCAGACCCUUCAGUUUGUUCCCAGAGUGGGUUCCAGCAAUAGCAUAGCUAGGAAAAUGCUUUCCCAGCUCACAGCCAUGCUGGGUAUUGACAUGAAAUUGAGCUAUGUGUCGAUUUCCUUAAAAAUCCACCUGUAGUUUCAGCGGGAUACAACAUUGAUUUUCUGUUGUGCACUGUUAAAUACCUGCCACCUUCCACCCAAGAGGUGGAUGAAGUGAUUCUUUAUAAAUAGCUUUUAAAUCCGCUAGUAGAGCACUUUAGGAUCUUCAGAUGAAAGCUGCUAUAUAAAUAUCAGUCAUUAUUAUCAUUGCAUUGCAGGAAAGCACUGGGGAAACAAAUAUCUCCUCAAAAACCAAUUCUCCAGGCUCAUGGCCCUGGAAAUUCAGGUAGAACUAUGGUGAUGUGUGUAGUAGGAAGGCUUAGAUAAAACAGAUAAUAGACUGGCUACCCUCUGUCUAAAGGAGUUUCUCCCUUCGCAAACAGUUCCCCUUUUCCAUUUGCAAUGUGUAUUUGCCACCUUUUGUGUCACAGCGUAGCACCAUCCCAACUAUUGACUAAUCUUGAAAAUUCCCCAAAAGACUAGAAAAUCGUUUAACUAAUUUCCUGUAUCCUACUUCCACGCCCCCUCCUCUACUCACACAAACAUCAAACCCUUCCUCUGCUACAACUUGCACAUAAGUCUGUCACGGAGGUCACAGAUUGUGUAACUUUCCGUGACCUCCGUGACUUAUGCAGCAGCUGGUGUGGCUGGCUCCGGGGCUGCCCAAGCAGAUCAGGCAGCCCCUGGGCCAGCUGCACCAGCUGCUGCUGGGGCAGUUUGGGUAUGGACGGGGCUCAGGGCUGGGGCAAGUGGUUGGGGUGCAGGGUGCUGCUUACCUUGGAGGCAGGGGCUCCCCACAAGUGGCCAGUGUGUCCCUGCAGCUCCUGGGCAGAGGGGCCAGGGAGCUCUGCACGCUGCCCCUGCCUCCACAGCUCCCAUUGGCUGCGGUUUCUGGCCAAUGAGAGCUGCAUAGCAGGACCUUGUGGCGGGGGCAGUGCAUGGAGCUGCCUGGCCUUCCCUCCCCCUAGGAGCUGGAGGGACAUGCAGAACUGGUAGGGAGUCUGCCAGUCCUGCCCCCACUCCACCCCUUCUCCAAGCCCCUGCACACUCCUGUUCCUGCCCCACCUCUUCCCGCCCCUGCUCCCCUCCAUCUCCAUUCCACCCCUUCCACCAAGCCCCGGCUUCCGCCUCCUCCCCCAAAUGAUGCCAGGAGCUGUGGGGGCGGAGCAGGGCAGGCUGGGGCUGGGUUGCUUACUGCUGCCAGCACCAGGCUGCUAAACCCCCAGGCCGCCCUGGACCCCGCGUCCUGAAAUGCAGGGCCCACCAAAGCACAGGGCCUGGGGCAGUUGCCCCAGUUGGUCCUAUGGACGAGACAGCUCUGGUCAUCAACAAAAAUGAAAAACCGGUUUCCUGUCAGAGAGGAGCUGUAUAUCUAUCUACCUGUUUACAUGUGAAAUGAGUAUUGUCUUGUUCACAAUGGGUCUCCUAUCACUAGUCUGAACUGAAUGCAAAUAAAGGGUUGUGAGGACAUCAGAAAGAAACCAACAGAGAAAAACAGCUUGGGGGAGAGAAUCUUAUUUGGUGGUACAGAUCAAAGAUCUGCCUGAGUAUAUCUGAGUGAUAGAGAAGACACUCAGGCAGCCUUCACUAAGGAAGUAAGAGAAGGACAGCAGUUUUCUUCAUGAAAAAGGGGUCUCAACCAGCCUUGGAUGAAAAUGCUGAAGAGGACUUUGGGUGAGAUAAACUUCUUUAGAGGUUAAACUGUUAGUUAAGUUUAGUCUCUAGAAAGCAAGUUAUGAUUUUGCUUUUUAUGUAGCCAUUUGUUUCCAAUAUUCUUACUCACUAUUACUUGAAUCUCUCUUUUGAUAACAUAGUUAUAGUGAAAACAAGAGUAAAUUUAACUAAGCAAACUGAUAGUCCUAAACUGAAUCUUACAAGCUUCAGUGUACUGUUCCUUUGGGAACAGCAGGCCUGGUGAUUUUGGGAGUGUUCAGUGGAUAAAGGGCUGGAUGCUCCAGAGAAUGCUCUGAGUAUUCAGGGGUUGGUGUGUGUCUAUCACUACCUGUACAGAGAGAGCAAGGCCUGGAAAGUGGUGUUUUGCUGCUAGAGGCUGGUGGUUUCAGGGUACUGACCCACAACGGGCACAGACAAGACUAUUUCGUGCUAAGAGCAGGCAAUGGUGAGGUGCCUCACAACCCUGGGUACCCUUGGGGAGCAUCACAGGAGAGCAUAUGGGGGUAUCUGCAAAGGCUGGCAUUUCCAAUUGCUGCUGGGAAACCAGAUGACCCCUGGAUUCUUUUUGUUUAGAUUAAAAGUUAAUUAAUAUAAGUUACUCUUCCCUUGCAAAUAUUUAAGAGGUUUAAUAUUUAACUUAGUUAACAUUUGCUGUUAUCAAGGUUUUCAAGUGCUGUGUGUUGCCAUGUGUCACGGACUCAUAGGUCAUGCCCACUCUUGGCCCCAUACAGUCCCUGGGGGGAACCCUCUUCAGUGUAAAAAGAAAAGGAGUACUUGUGGCACCUUAGAGACUAACAAAUUUAUUUGAGCAUAAGCUUUUGUGAGCUACAGCUCACUUCAUCCUUCUCAGGGGUCCACUCUUGGGGGUUAAACCCCUCCACCUCUUGGAACCAUACCUCUCUGAACCUUUAGCACACCUGUCUCUCGCCGUGGGCCCCCUCAGGGAGUCCACUCGCUCUGGAACCCCAGGGCCUCCACUCCCAGAGGGAAUAAUGCAACCCUGUUCUCUAGACUGGAGCGACUCUCAUUCAGUGUAAAACAGGAGGGUUUAUUGAGCGUCUGAACACAGCAUAGGAAACUCUCAGGGCCCUCAGGCCUGGCCUCCCUCAGCACAGUACAUCUAAGUCUCCCCUACAUCCACGUGGGCUCUCUUUCUCUCCCUCUCCAGCUCAGAGACCUCCUGCUUUCCAGCUGGGCAUCCAAUAUCAUCUGCUCCCAAGCCCCGCCUUUCUCCUUUGUCUUUUGCCCAAGUAAACAGGGUCGCCUGGGCCUCCUCUCCUCUCAGCCAUCCUUUGUUCCCCACUAGCUGGACCCAGCUGGCCAGGUCACUGGGUCCUCUCUCUGCAACCCAUUGUCUUCCCACUGGCCAGAACCGUCUGUGUCGGCCGAGCUGGGCCUCCUGGUGACUCGGUCCCCAUCCGCUGAGGUAUCUAUUCUCCCAGCCAUUGGCUGGGGUCCCAAGUUCCAUCGCUGGGCCUCUGUAACAACAAACUCCCUCUCCCAUCAUCUCGUUAAACCAGUAACACCUGGGGAAACUGAGUCCCACCCCCUCUGUAUGCAAACUAUUGAAAAAAAAAACAAUAAAUACCCCCAUUUCAUCACACCAUGUCUUGUAGGAGACGUAAAGAAAAGACUCUAAAAGUCAUAGUUUUGAUCUAUUAAGACAUUUGUAACAGUCACUGGACUCUGUAACCAAUCUUCUCAUGGGAACAAAAUGCUUACACAUUAUUCAUUUCACAAUAAGACCUAGAAGCAGAAAGCACGGCCAAUAGUUAUUGACUCUGGUGGGAAUAAUGAGGUUUAAACAGGAUGGCCUCUUGGUACUUACUAAUGGAACUAUCCUUUAUUCAUACCCACUGUUCCUUGUCCCAGAUUGGUGUUUAAAUGGAGGCUGGUACAUUGCCUCCUUAUUUUGUCUGAGCUGUCCUUUGUGUGGUAGAUUGAUUCUCUCUGGCUCUGGGAUGAUUUUCCAGUGAUAACCUGGGGCUCAAAGCCAAGUUGAGGACUAGGUUAAUCAUUACUGUUUCUGGCUGCUGUGUGGUGUCUUUUUGCUAUUAAAAAUGAUAUACAUCACAAGACACAUGACAUUUUCUGUAAACUGUGAUACUCCCUCUUUUCCUCCCCUCCCAAUACUGUGGCUUUGCUUAUGGGACAUCUUAAAAGUUCUUAAGAGUGUGUUGUACCCGUGUGCUGGUUCUAGGUUAGCCAGGGAUUAGAGGCUGAGGGGGCCAGACGGGAUCUUUGUGACCAUCUUGUCUGACCUCCUGUAUAACACGGGCUAUAGAACUUCCCCCAACAUAGGACCUAUAGCAGAUCUUUUAGACCAACAGCCUGGGCAUGGCAGGGGCCGUCGCCCUGUAGUGAUUCUAAUGGGAACAGGGGGUAAGCGGAGGGCCUGCACAGCUCCAGAGGGUUGGUAGGAGAUGCACCCAUUCAGCGUUGGGUGCCAUCUACUCAGUGAGCGACAGGCUAGGCCAGAGGGGUACAUCCCAACCAACCCUGGGUGGGCGGCCACAAAAGAGUGCACAGGCCAUGGAGACGGACAGUGCCCCCACCCCAUCCCCGUGGCGGUGCUACCCCCAGGGCGCUGUGAGAGGCAGGUUGGCGGGGCUCUGGGGGACAAGCUGGCACUGCUUCUGCCCAGGUUGCAGCCAGUGAGCAACCAUCCCCGUGACCCCCCCACCAGGUCUCGCACGUCCAGCCCCUCAGCGGGCCCCUCCCGAGCAGGGGAACGCGCCAAAACCCCCCUGAGGGGUGGUGGCGGGGGCGUGUCCCGCGGGCCAACUGUCUCAUUCGGGGGAGUGCCGGGCUGGCCGCCGGGGCGUAACGGUCACUUAGCCUGCCCGGUCCCGUGCAGUCCGCUGGUGGCCACCGCUGCCUCCCUCGUCCUCGGAGCCGCCAUGGCGGGGGGUCUGGAUUCGCUGGAGAAAUGCCUGGAGCGGCACCUCCCCCCCGAGGAGCUCGGCGAAGUGAAGCGGAUCCUCUACGGGAGCCUGAGCAGGUGGCUGCACUGCACAGGCGAAUAGAGGAGAUCGUGGAGGUGGCUGCAAUGUGUGGGGUCAAUGUGAUCUGCUUUCAAGAGGCUUGGACUAUGCCUUUUGCAUUCUGUACAAGAGAGAAGCUUCCAUGGACUGAAUUUGCUGAGUCAGCAGAAGAUGGUCUGACAACAAGGUUCUGCCAAAAGUUGGCAAAGAAACACAAUAUGGUUGUGGUGUCUCCAAUUCUGGAGAGAGAUGAUGUACAUGGAGGAACUUUGUGGAACACUGCAGUGGUGAUUUCAAACUCUGGAUCUGUCCUUGGGAAGAGCAGGAAAAAUCACAUUCCAAGGAUUGGAGAUUUUAAUGAGUCUACUUACUAUAUGGAGGGCAACACAGGGCACCCUGUGUUCCAGACUCAGUUUGGAAGGAUUGCUGUGAAUAUCUGUUUUGGGCGCCAUCACCCCCUGAACUGGCUCAUGUACAGUCUAAAUGGAGCAGAGAUUAUCUUUAACCCUUCAGCUACUACUGGAGAGCUCAGCGAGUCACUGUGGCCAAUUGAAGCAAGAAAUGCAGCUAUUGCUAACCACUGCUUUACGUGUGCCAUAAACCGAGUUGGAACGGAAUACUACGUGAAUGCAUUUACAUCUGGAGAUGGUGGAAAAGCCCACCAUGACUUGGGAUAUUUUUAUGGCUCGAGUUAUGUGGCUGCACCGGAUGGCAGUCGAACACCUGGACUGUCUCGCACACAGGAUGGACUUUUGGUGGCUGAGGUGGAUCUAAACCUUUGCAGGCAAGUUGGUGACAAAUGGAGUUUUAAGAUGACUGGUAGAUACGAGAUGUAUGCAGAGGAACUCAUGAAGGCUGUCCAGCUUAACUUUGCACCCAAUAUUAUUAAAGAGUAACUGUGGCGGUGUCCUCUGGUAGGAGAGCUCUCACACCAAGAUGAUAGCACCUCCUUUAUAAAACAAAAGUGAUCUAUGUAUGUUAGUCUACAAAAGUCUCCACCUUCUAUUAUCUUACAGUUGGUAUUGCAACUGAAACUUGGCUGCUAAUCAAAGUGAAAAGUGACUGCUAGUCAAAAGUUACUAUACAUUUUUAUAAAGCAUUUACUGCAAAGUGAUGAACAAAUGAUAGAGGGCAGGGUGAGGAACUCACCUGGUCAGAUUUAGCUUAAAUUCUGAAAUGUGCAUUACACUGUAUGAGGUGUUGGUGAAAAGGUGAUAUAGCAUAAGCAAAACCAGUCUGGCCCUGAGGAAAUGCUAGUGCGCUUUCCCUACAUGCUUGGUUGCAGUGGGAUAAAAAUGUCAAUGCUUAAAGGCUUUGUCUGAGACCUUCUGACACAUGUAGUCUCCUUUUCUUUGGACGCUGAAUCAGUCAUAUGGUUCAGAAGAGUAUCAGGAAUACAAGCAUUGGCUCUUGGUACUUCCCAAAAGGAAGCGCUAGAUAAGGAACUGACUGUAUUUCCCCUCACUUCACAUGAUAACUUUACAUUGUCACAAGUAGCUGAACGCUCCUGCUGUCACACAGGUGUAAUUUGUUAAGUCAUGUUUAUGAAAAAGCCAAAAAUGGCUCUAAACAAAAACUGCCAUUCAGCUAUUCUUGUAGCUCUUUCCAUUCCUUCACAUUGACGCAGACAUUGUAAGCUUCAGAGUGAUGUUUGGGGUUAGUGUGCCUGCUGGUUGUGUCUAUUUGUGUGUGGGUUGUGUCGUGCUGGGAGAGUUGUGUAGAUUUCUCCAGGCUGGGAAUGAGGAGGGUGGCUGUAGUGAGAGGCUACGUGUGUUUGGGAUUCUUGUGUGUGGGUUACGUUGUGUUGGGAGAUUUUUGUUGAUUUUUAUGUCUGUGGCAGUUGGGCCAAGUAAUCCAGCAUUUGUGCAGUUUCCUUAGUACAGCCAAUGAAAUUAUUGCAUGCAAAUUAGCUGUAGAAUAAGGUUGGUUGGUUGCGUUACCUCUGAUAUCACAAUGGUCUCGAACUCUUGGCAUAGAGAUGCAUGCCUUACUAUAGCUGUGCACCACACAGGUGUAAUACGUAAGGUCAAAAUGGCUGAGAACUUAAAAAUUGGAUGGUAGUAGGCCAUGAAACCCAGUGAUGAUGGAACCUGGUGAUAUUCUAAACAAACAGAGCUUUCAAGCCAUGCUUGGACCUGCUGCCAUUGCUUCACACUGACUCAACAGACAUUUUAGGCUUCAGAGUGCCAUUCCUAGAAUCUUCUUAUAUGGAUGCUGCCACACUACAUAUUGCAGCUUGGGGACAUUGUACCUCUUAGGUUAUUUAUCUUGCUGGGGAGGUAAUGCCCUUAGCCUUGCUGUUCCACCAUCUGACUCCUUAGAGCCGGGGUGCCAAACAUAUGGCCCAUAAUCCUGCAGAGCCCACCAGAGCAUUCAUAAGGCCCACAGCGGGACUCAGGCUGUCAGCCCUGGGUGGCAGGACUCCCGCUGUUAGCUGAAAUCUUAUUAAAAUAUGUAGAAUCUGUUUGGCCCACACAAGGUUGUCUUAGAUUUCUGUGGCCUUCUAGUAUAAUAAGGUUGGGCACCACUGCCUUAGAGAAUUGGUGUAUCUAAAUUGGUGGUUUAAAAAAAUGAACUGCAUAUCCCAUGUAGUAGUUUUACAGGGGAAAAUACAAAAGGAAAAUAUCUGGCCAAAAACGGAGUGGCUGAAGUUAGGUUCUUAUGUCGGUGCUCAAAUAAGGAUUUAGGAGCCUAAUUUUUGGCAACCAUUUUUAACUCUCUCUGGUGAAGAAAGAUUUAAAAUGAAAUGUGUAUGGUUUGGCUUGGCUUAGUGAAGAUGAAAGGGACCUGGGGGCUAUAGAAAAACCUUUGAGUGAGCCAAGGGUCUAAAAGUAUAUAGGGCCUGGUCUACAGUACGUGGUUAUUUUGGAAUUAGCCGAGUUAACUCGAAAUAAAACUGAUUUCGUCCACAUGACCAAACCAGUUUUUUUGAUUUAAAGGGCUCUUUACUCCAAUUUCUGUACUCUACCUCGGCAAGUGGAGUAGCACUAAGAUGGAAUAAAAAUGAGAAGAAGAUUUGUUUGUAGAACUCCCAAUAAAAAAAUUUAAGGGUAUCAUUUUCUUAAGAGAAUUGGUGGAAGUUCCCUUGUUUGGGACACUUAUGACAAGUGAUCAGUAAACAGUGUGAGAAAGUAAUCCCACAACGGCAGGGGGUACUUUGUAGACCUUUUCCAGUGCUAAAACCAAAUUGGUCUGUAACACCAGAGUAACUCCCAUUGAAAUCAAAGGCAUUAUUCUGUUUUAUACUGAUAAAAUUUAGUUCAGAAUCUAGCCUCUAAUAUCCAAUUUGUAUCGUAACCAUCUUAUUGCUCUGCAAUUUUAAAAAUCUCAGUCAAGCAGGAUUAAAUGCUACACAUUCUAUUAGGGCUUUACUCUAAACUCCAUGAAGCUAUUAUGAAUGUUGCUUUCUAGAGAAUUGAUUAGUUUGGCCGUGAAGGACAGAGACAACUUUGUAGCGAGACAUCUUUUUAUAUUACAGCCAAGCCAAACAGAACUCUAACAGUGUUCAGUACUUUAUAAUGGAAUGUAUUACUAUUGCAGACUUCCAUAGCACUUCAGGAUUUUGUUGUCUUAUUUUCCUGUAGCCAGUUUUUAAAUACAGGCAACUAAAGCUUCUAAGCAGGGCCCCAAAUGACAUUAAGGAAAAAAAAAAUGAAGGCGGCUGCCUAGGAAGUUUUUUCUGUAGUAUAGGCAAGUAGCUUCCAACCUUCAGUCCGGUGACUGUCCCACCAGAAAUACAGCCAUUGCAUGAUGCAUGGGUAUAACAAAUGCUAGUGGAAUUCAUUCAGUAUCACGUGCAGGAACAGACCGUGUGAUGUGAGUGGGGAAAAGGGGGUGAGGGUGGGGGGGUCAGUAGAGAGAAAGAAAUGUAAUAUUUUAAAGUUUUGUUCGUAACAUGCAUUGGAUCUGUCUGCUCACUUUUAAUUUCCUGUCUCUCCCCGUGUCACCCCCACAUUAAGCACUUAAUCCAAGCAGCACAAGAAAGCAGGGAACCCCAGCUCUGUGGCAAAACUAACUGCCUGAAAUGCUUGUAAGCAGCAGGACUGGUUCUCUCUCUCCAGGGGGGUAUUUUUGCCUAUCUUCUGUUAUCUCUCUGUAUAGCACCACCGCCAGGUUGAGAUUUGGCCAUAUUUAUUUUUUAUACAAUUUAACUGUAGAGUCUGGGAUUUAAUUGCUUUCCUUCUAUUGUUUUGUAUUAUAAAACAUUUAAUACAGCCCACCUAGAACCAGAUAGUGGCUCCAAACAGGACGUGACUACCAGUUGGGAAUCACUGGUGCAGAUAAGGCUUCUGUGUAUUGAUCCCAUUAAAAGUAUGUAAACACUAGCAAAUGAAACUAUUGCAAGGAUGAUGACAGGACAUUACGGUUUAUCACCUAGUUUGACCUUGCAGCAAUUUAGCACAUAUACCCACCCCAUACCAUACCACCAUAAGUUGAACCAAUGCUUUUGGGUACUCCUGUAGUACCCAGUAAUGGUGCUAGAGGCACAGAGGCUAUUAAGGAACCUCCAAAGGCCCAGCAUUGCAUUGUGAGAUGGAAUUAGAAGGAGCAGCUGAAUUGGUGCAGCAGUUGCAAUUCUUGUGGCUUCUUUCAAACAAUGCAGAGAAAUUGGUGUAGACUGCACCAGUGCAGAGCAGAAGACCUCAACCAAAGAGUUGCACUCAGCUAGGAUACCCACUGGUUGUGUGAUGCCUGAGACAAAUGUAGGGUGUGGAUAGCAACAGUACAUGGAAUGCUUUGAGCUGGGAAUGUAACCAGUUUUGCUUCCCUUUUUGUUUGCCCAUUAUAGUCUGAUGUAAUGAUGUGUCUGGGAAAAGUGAAAGGAAUAUGACCCUAAAUCCUAACGAUAGCAUACCCACAGCUGAAGUAAAUAUUUGUCUCUUAAGAGUUUCAAAAUGGCAGUUUCAGUUAAUUGUAUCAUUUUUAGUUUAAUAUAUAUUUCUUUUAAAGAUCUUCACACAUUUUUGCAUAAUAAACUGGUUGACAAAUACAGCUGCUACUGCUACACUAUGCUAUAGGGUUCACUUAAAACCUUUAUUGAGAAUGGCUCAAUUACAGAAAAAAUAUAUUUAUGUAUAAAAUUUCUCUGCAUGUAAAAUAUCCCUUUCUUUGCUGUGGACAAUAUGAAUAAAACAAGGUAUUACACAGAAA
Messenger RNA from Chelonia mydas (Green sea turtle), 15893 nucleotides. RefSeq names its product beta-ureidopropionase 1 (gene UPB1). Gene Ontology annotation, molecular function: beta-ureidopropionase activity. The transcript is spliced from 9 exons. The coding region runs from base 10688 to 11638 and encodes 316 amino acids. NCBI's taxonomy places the organism in Eukaryota, Metazoa, Chordata, Testudines, Cheloniidae. The record is from RefSeq and is a predicted model, not a curated record.